Stylophora pistillata is the source of this 4472-nucleotide messenger RNA. RefSeq lists its product as uncharacterized. The record is from RefSeq and is a predicted model, not a curated record. Gene Ontology annotation, biological process: regulation of DNA-templated transcription. NCBI's taxonomy places the organism in Eukaryota, Metazoa, Cnidaria, Anthozoa, Scleractinia, Pocilloporidae. Gene Ontology annotation, molecular function: DNA-binding transcription factor activity, RNA polymerase II-specific; RNA polymerase II cis-regulatory region sequence-specific DNA binding.
AGCUUGAAAAGUAAAUCAACAUUCAAUCAACAUUUACUGGCACAAAGAAAAGUUAAAUAUGACACACGUAUCUGAGCAUUAAAACUUCGUGGAAGUGAUGAAGUCAAGCUCAAAAUUGAGAGAAGUAUAAUAAUCAUGCCACACCCAGAAGAAAGAACUUAUCAAUGUGACCAGUGCCAUGACUCGUUUUGCGAGGAAGCUCUCUUGGCAGAACAUAACAAAACUCAUGAAGGCGAAAAAAGCUUUGAGUGUGGCGAGCGUUCCAAGAAUUUCGUGCAGAAGGAAAGACAGAACGAACGUCGAAAUGUGCACACCAGCGAGAAGACUUUUGAAUGUAUCCAGUGUCGCAAGUGGUUUAAACAUGCUUCAUCUCUAAAAUUACAUCAAAGAUUGCACAGUGGGGAGAAACUUUAUCAAUGUAACCUUUGUAACAAGGCUUUCACUCAAUCAGGAGGCCUGAAGCAACAUAAGCGAUCACACACGGGAGAGAGGCCGUUUAAAUGUGAUCAGUGUGAGAAGACUUUCACCCAGAAAGGCCAUUUAAAGGAUCACAAACAGAAACACUUGAGCGGAAAGCUUUACAAGUGUCAAGGGUGUAGAAAGAGUUUUGUGCGGGAAGAAGACCUGAACGAGCACAAAGGAUUGCAAUCCUGUGGAGAUGCAUGUGAAUGCAGUUAUUGUGGGAAGUGGUUCAAAAACAGCGCCUCCUUAAAGGUACAUCAAAGAAUGCACACUGGAGAGAGACUUUUUAAGUGCAGCCUUUGUGACAAAUCGUUCACUCAGUCAGGAGGUCUGCAGCAACAUACAAGAACACAUACAGGAGAGAGGCCGUUUAAAUGUGACCAGUGUGAGAAGAGAUUUACCCAGAAAGGCCAUCUGAAGGAUCACAAACGGAGACAUGCGGGAGAAAAGUUUCUUGAGUGUCAACAGUGCAGAAAGCGUUUUUUGCGGGCAGAAGACCUGAGUGAGCACAAAAGAUUGCAAUCCUGUGGAAACCCCAGUGAAUGCAGCCAUUGUGGGAAAAGGUUUAAGAAUAGCGCUUCUCUAAAGGUACACCAAAGAUUGCACAUGGAAGAGAAGCUUUUUCAAUGCAGCCUCUGUGGAAAGGUGUUUACUCAGUCUGGGGGCCUGGAGCAACAUAAACGAACACACACAGGUGAGAAGCCUUUUAAGUGUGAGCAUUGUGGCAAAAUGUUUUCCCAGAAAGGCCAUCUAAACGAACACAAACACACACAUACAAGAGAAAAAAGUUUUGAGUGUAACCAGUGCGGAAAGGUUUUCAGUGGAUCCGGAAAACUAAAGGAACAUUCACGCGUACAUACUGACAGUAAGAAGUUUCAAUGUAAUCAAUGUAGCAAGUGGUUCAAACAUGCAAUAACCCUAAAGUUGCAUCAGAGAAUACACACGGGAGAAAAACUUUAUGAAUGCAACCUUUGUAAGAAGGCUUUUACUCAAUCAGGAGGUCUUGAGCAACACAAAAGAACGCACACCGGCGAGAGGCCUUUUAAGUGCGACCAUUGUGAGAAAACUUUCACUCAGACAGGGCAUUUGAAUGAACAUAAAAGAUUACACACAGGCGAGAAACCUUUCAAGUGUGGCCAGUGUGGGGAACAGUUCCAUCGGGAAGGCAAUCUAAAGCAGCAUCAAAAGUUGCAUGCUGAGAAAACCUCUCUUGAAUCGAAAACUUGCUCUAACUGCUCACGUAGUAACUUACCACUGAAGGAGUUCAGAGGAAUUAUUACCACAGGCGAGGAACUGUCGCUAUGCAACCAGUGUGAAAGGUUGUUCGGUGAGGCAGGUCGCCUGGAGGAUUACGAACAAUUGUGCACAGUUGAUGAUCCAUUGGAGUGCAAGAAGUGUGGAAAGUCUUUUGAUCGUCCAAGUCGACUUAAAGAACACGAGAGAGUACACAUAAGCGUUAGACUACAUGAAUGUAAGCAGUGCGGCAAGUGGCUAAAACACGAAACAACUCUGCGAAUACACCAAAAACUGCACACGGGAGAAAAUUUACACCAGUGUGACCAAUGUGGCAAGUCGUUCAAUCAAGCAGGAGGUCUUCAACAGCAUAAACGAACACACACUGGAGAAAGGCCUUUUCAAUGCAAACAUUGCUCAAAGACUUUUACUCAGGCAGGACAUGUAAGAGAACACGAAAGACUACACACUGGAGAGAAACCAUAUAAGUGUGAGGAGUGCGAAGAAUGCUUCAGUCGCGCAAGUAGUCUGAAGUUACAUAAAAGAACGCAUUCAAAAGAUAUGCCUUUUCAGUGUAGUAUUUGCGACAAGUGUUUUAAUAAUAGAUUAUCCUUUGCAAGACACGUAGAUAUACACAAGGAGGCAACGCAUGUAGAAAGCAAUCGGUAUAAGACCUCAAAUGUUCAGUUUGAACGCGGUCAGCAACGUGGAAGGAAGCAAGCAUGUGAUCAGGUUUUGGAAUGUAACCAGUGCGGAAAGACGUUCAAGAAACUUGAAUAUCUAAAAGAACACCAGUGGUCACAUAUCCAAGAAAAGCUUUUCAAAUGCAGCCAGUGUGACAAGAGUUUUAGGCGAGCAAGUAACUUGAGGGAACACAAGAGAGUGCACACCAAAGAAGAACGUAUCCAGUGUGAUCAAUGUGAUAAGAGUUUUAAACACGCGGCAACUCUCAAAGUACAUAAGCGAGUUCAUGCAGAAGGGAAGUUAUUUCAGUGCAACCUUUGCGAAAAGUCGUUCACUCAAGCAGGAGGUCUGGAGCAACACAAGCGAAUACACACUGGUGAAAGGCCUUUUGAGUGUGACCAGUGCGACAAAUCUUUUAUGCAGGGAGGACAUCUUAAGGAACAUAAAAGCAUACACAGUGGGGAAAAACCACACGCAUGUGAUCAGUGCGGACAAUGCUUUAGAUUGAAGAGCAUUCUGAAGCUCCAUAAGAAAGCACAUUCAGAAGAGAGGCCCUUUCAAUGUACCCAGUGUGACUUGUGCUUCGUACGGAAAAGAGCUUUAAGUCUACAUGAAAGAAUACAUAAACAAACAACACAUCCCGAAAGCAGUCCGGGCAAGAUUUCUCCAGGUAGAGAAUUAAAUAUAGACCAUAAAGCCCAUGGUCCAUAUCAGUGCAAAUUUUGCCCAAAGACAUUUAUUCAAGAAAGUCGCGUAAAGAAACACGAAAGAACACACUCUACUGAGAGGCCGUUUAAGUGCUCGCGCUGUGGCAAGUGUUUCAGGUGGAAAGGGAAUUUGAAAGCCCACGAAAGAGGACAUACUGUCGAUAAGCCUAUCCCUUGUGACUGCUGUAGCAAGAGUUUCAAAAACAACUCAACUUUAAGAGUUCAUAAACGCAUGCAUACAAGAGAGAACCUACAUCAGUGCAACCUUUGUGGGAAGGUGUAUACACAGGCUGGAGGUCUGGAGCAACACAAAAGAACUCACACCGGGGAGAGGCCCUUUAAAUGCCCACAUUGUGGCAAGUCCUUCUAUCAGAAAGGUCAUUUAAAUGAGCAUUUAGCAAGACACACUGAGAAAAUGCUAUUUGAAUGUGAUCGUUGUGGUGAAGGAUUUUCUCGUAAGAUAUCGUUAACUAAACAUCAGGAAACACACACAGUAGAAGCUCCCUCUGAGACUGAUGAACACAAAGCGGUUUGUUUUAGCCUCCAUGAACUGUUAAGCAAUUUUACCGAAGAAACAGCACAACAGUUUUCGAUCAUGGAGGAGGAGGAGGAGGUUUAAAUCACACGUACUGGAGUUCCCUCUCAAGCUACAUGACAUUUUGUGUUAGGAGAACAUCUUAUACCCAUAUCUUGUUGAAUUCAGUUAAACACUGCUCUAGUCCAUGAUUCCAAACUGUAAAGACAAGAACGGAAAAUGCAUGUAACUGAAAAAGGGUAGGCAAACUUAAAUGGACCAAGUUGAGGUUUUCUGCUUAUCUUCGUUAACUAUAACUUCUAGACGUUAAUUUCUCAUUUUUUUUUUUAGCAAAAUUACAGGAAAGACAAGAAUAGUUGUUAAGCAGUUCAACUGACGCUUCAAUACCCAGUUUGGUCAACGAUCUACAUGUUUUAACAUUCCUCUUUUUAAUAGUGAACAACUGUAUCCCAAAAAGGAGGGAAAUUCGUUCCUUUUAUGUCUUCUUGUUAUAUUGCUAUUUUGUCCUCAUUUGUGUUUGACUACGGACUCUCUAGCGUAAUUUAAUGACCGUUCAAACCCUAACCUAAACAGAUUUUUGAUGUGCAAUCAGUUAUGAAAGUUCUAACCCUAACUUUAACAGAUUCUGUAGUGUAAUUUCACGACAGAUCGUGGUGAAUGAUAUAACUCCUAAUAGCCCUCGUAGAAUUCACGUUUCUAGCUUUCUCCUAUUUCUUUGUAAAAUCUCUUUCUUACUUAUUUUUGCUGGUUGCACUGUUGAGAUUGUUAGUGUAGCGAAUUUUCUGGGAUUUUAUGAAUGCAUAGAUUAAAAUCGUUUUAAGUACUAACCGGCGAGUUAUUUAUACGCAUCU